AUGGGUGGAGUAGAUUUAAGGGUGGUGGGAGCAGACGAUGGAACUUCACGUAGCAGCUUGUUAGCGUUGAUAGUAGCGUCCUCUUGGACUUGCAGAGGACGAUCGGCAAGUCGCAAAAGGAUCGACGACGGUCCUGGUCUCAGGCCCUCGGCGAUUCGACUCCUGAAGAUCCACACCGGUGGAACACCUCGCUGGAUAUUACGGCCACGACGAGAAGAAACCAUAACGACCAGAGUGGAGAGAAAAAUCAAAGGUGAAAUUAUUGGUAACAAAAAGGAAAUGGAAGUAGCCGAAGGCAAUGGGGAAGAAGUCGGAGGAUCACGGCAGGAUUUAACGAGGGCGGGACAGAGGAUCGCUUCUCAUCCCGCUUGGAGGAGGAAAAGUAACCACUGA
Messenger RNA from Gaeumannomyces tritici R3-111a-1, 393 nucleotides. RefSeq lists its product as hypothetical. The transcript has 2 exons. NCBI's taxonomy places the organism in Eukaryota, Fungi, Ascomycota, Sordariomycetes, Magnaporthales, Magnaporthaceae. The record is from RefSeq and is a predicted model, not a curated record. The coding region runs from base 1 to 393 and encodes 130 amino acids.